This is a messenger RNA of Hyaloscypha bicolor E, 1941 nucleotides long. RefSeq names its product glycoside hydrolase family 16 protein. Lineage: Eukaryota; Fungi; Ascomycota; Leotiomycetes; Helotiales; Hyaloscyphaceae. The transcript has 6 exons. Gene Ontology annotation, biological process: glucan catabolic process. The record is from RefSeq and is a predicted model, not a curated record. Bases 67 to 1827 code for a protein of 586 amino acids. Gene Ontology annotation, molecular function: hydrolase activity, hydrolyzing O-glycosyl compounds.
UCCCUUCCCUUCUCAUUUCAGUGAUUUUCUCCCCUUGCUUCUCUAUGCUAAUUUGCGAGUGCGAUAAUGACUUCCUCCUUCUGUUCCCUCUUUUUUCUGUUGUCUUUAUCCGCCUCGACGGCCGCGAGUGCGACAUAUCAACUUGACGCCCGAUUUUCGGGGGCGACGUUUUUCGAUAACUUUAAUUUCUUCACUGGCCACGACCCAACCAACGGAUUCGUAACAUAUGUCACUGCGCCCUUCGCCUCCCAAUGGGGCCUGACUCGACAUCCCCCAGACGGAAGCGUCUACAUCGGCGUCGAUUACAUGAAUGUCCUUAACCCUUAUGCUGGAGUUGGAAGGGAUAGCGUAAGGAUUAGUAGCAAGAAGAGUUGGGGGACGGGGAGCCUGGUUGUGGUUGAUUUGGCGCAUGCUCCCGGGGGGCAGUGUGGGGCCUGGCCUGCAAUGUGGUUGCUUGGCCCCAACUGGCCUUGGGGUGGGGAGAUUGAUAUUAUUGAAGGGGUUAAUAGCAACACGAAAAACCUCAUGUCGCUGCAUACAUCACCAGGUUGCGUGGUAAACUCGGGUUCUUGGGAGUCGGGCAGCCGCACAACAACAAACUGCGAUACGAGCGUAAACUAUAACUCAGGAUGUGGGGUGACGUCUGGCGACUCGCGUUCGUAUGGCUCAGGUUUCAACAAGGCAGGUGGUGGCGUCUACGCCACUCAAAUAACUCCCACCUCUGUUUUAAUCUGGUUCUUCCCUCGCAACAGUAUCCCAUCAAACCUGCAAGAUCCAGCGACAUGGGGAGUGCCACAAGCUAAUUUUGUGGGCUGUGACGUGCAAACUCAUUUCAGCAACCUACAGUUGGUAUUUGAUAACACAUUUUGUGGGCACUGGGCCGGUGCUGUGUGGCCUUAUGAUGCUUCUUGUGCCCCGCUUGAUGGGAAUGGAUGUGUGGAUUUCGUUGCAAAAAAUCCGACAGCUUUUGAAGAGUCGUACUGGGGAAUUAAUUACGUUGAGGUGUAUACUUUGGGAUUUGCGCCGACGACGAGUAAGAGUACAACUUCUUCGUCUAAAAGUGCUUCACGUUCUACUCCUUCGACGACUUCGACUCCGUCAUCUAAGCUAUCGAGCUCAUCUACCAAAAAGGCAUCAUCCACUCCAAAGACCACAAGCACGACUUCAUCACUCAAGAAAACGAGUUCAACUUCGAAACCAGCCUCUUCGUCCUCAAGCAAACGUACAAGCAGCACGAGCACGAAACUCUCAUCCUCAACCUCAACUAAGAAGUCAGCGACUACUUCACACCUCUCCUCAUCAAAGCCAGCAUCGACAUCCAAACACCAAACCUCAAGCUCUCCCACACCCAUAGCACCACCAUUCUCCCCCUCAAGCCCAAGCCCAAACACAAACCCAAACCACCACCCAGUCCUCACCUCGCCCAUCCUCUCGCCCACCACCCCAGACACCCUUCUAAGCUUCAAACACCUAGGCUGCAAACCCUCCACCUCUUUCCCCGCCCCCUGCACCAACGUCACAAACCCCGACACGAGCCUCACCUCCUGCCUGCAAUUCUGCCGCCACUACGCGUUCGCAGGGUUGCAUGGUACAACCUGUCUCUGCAGCAACACGCUUCCUCCUUCCUCCGGGUCCCAGACCCAUAUGCAAGGACACGAAAUCUGCAAUUCUCCUUGUCCCGGGGAUGGAAGUCAGGUUUGUGGGGGGCGGGGAAGUGCCAGUGCGGGCGGGAUCGAGGGGAGAGAGAUGGCGGGGAGGGUCAGCGUAACGGUUUUAUCAGAAUUUGUAGCCGGUGGGUGGGGUUGGUGCUGGCGGGGUGGGGAAUGAAAAUGAGAUGGUGGUUCGUUCGCAAGGUGGGAGGACGAAAGGAUCAGAGGCUAGCUGGGGGAUGGGUUGUUCGGUUGCUUAGUUGGUGAUGCCUGUAUGGGCGAUAUUGGGGGG